Stomoxys calcitrans (stable fly) is the source of this 787-nucleotide messenger RNA. RefSeq names its product activity-regulated cytoskeleton associated protein 1-like. Bases 1 to 705 code for a protein of 234 amino acids. The transcript is spliced from 2 exons. The record is from RefSeq and is a predicted model, not a curated record. Lineage: Eukaryota; Metazoa; Arthropoda; Insecta; Diptera; Muscidae.
AUGGGAAACAAAAUUGUACAAAUGUCCAGCAAACAACUGCAGCAAAUCAUUGAAGCUGUUAGCGUUUCUGCCGCUGUCAAUUCUGCUGCGCCUGCCGAGACCAUAACGCCCAAGUCAAAAGCCAGUUUUGGCAAUUGUCCCUCAAAUUUUGGUGGCACACGUAACCAUGAUGUCGUUGAAGAGUUCAUCACCUCCAUUGUGACAUAUGAAGAAAUCGAGUGCAUUAGUGACGAAGAUGCCUUAAAGGGUAUUUCAUUACUUUUCUUUGGACUUGCCUCAAUCUGGUGGCAGGGAGUGCGUAAAGAGGCCAAGACUUGGGCAGAUGCUCUUAAUUUGAUUCGUGGACAUUUUUCACCUACUAAACCUGCAUAUCAAAUCUAUAUGGAGAUUUUCGAAAAGAACCAGGAUGAGAAUACACCCAUCGAUACAUUUGUGAACAUCAAAUAUCGCAAGCAUAUAUCACGCCAUGACAUUAAGUCAUUCCGUGACCUAUUGGAAAAGGGUCGUCUAAUUGAACACAACAUCACCGAAGAUAGAAGAGAGAAAAAUACAACUGUAUAUAGCGCCAGUGGCAUGAAACGUCCAUACUCCAAUUUUCAAGGUCACAAAAAUAUCAAAUAUUCUAAACGAAGAGCUGUGGAAUGUAUUCAAAGACCUCAAGCAGCUAACAUUCCUACACCGCCACCUUUACCAUCAUUAAUUUGAGGCCAUAUUGGUUAGCUCCCUAAUUUAAAAGGGUGGCAAGUGUAGUCGUUAUGUUUCGACACUAUAAGAUAGGGGAUUUUCA